This is a messenger RNA of Miscanthus lutarioriparius, 210 nucleotides long. The record is from the annotation of a GenBank genome assembly. Lineage: Eukaryota; Viridiplantae; Streptophyta; Magnoliopsida; Poales; Poaceae.
AUGGCCGCCGCCGCCGGCGAGGCUUCAAGCAAGCUCCUCCGCUUCCUCUACUUCGUCGGCGCCGGAGUCAUCUGCACCAAGGCCAUCAACACCUAUCGCGACUACGAGCACAAGAAGGAGUCCUCCGACGCCGUCGCCGCCGCCGAAUCGGCGUUGGCUGCUGCCGCGGCCGCCGAGCCCGCUCCUGCAACCGCCGCCGCGAAGCCCUGA